CGACCGCGACAUACGGUCGGUCAUGUCGUCAAGGAAGCGGGAACGGAGUACGUCCAUGGAUGGUGAUGACGACGCGUCACCACCAAAGAGAAGCAGGCACUUGCGCAGCGAGCUUCAGCUCGAGUCGGACGACGCGCCGGUCGGGUCGAUGUCGUCGCGGGCAAGCACAGCGCACGGGGUUGUGGGCAUGGGCUCGCACCAGCGGCGGGUGGUGGAGAGUGACAAGGACGAAGGCGAGUCGAGCGACGAUGCGGGCGAAACACAGAUGCGGGCUACCCAGUCGACGAUGAUGACGCAGUUUUCGCAGAUGACGCCGGCCAGGGAGGCGGCCGCCAUGGAGAACGUCGACGAGCUGACGCUCAACGAGGACGUGGCCAAGGCGGUCCAAUGGAUGCUCAACUUACCCAACUCAUCGAUCACCAAGACCAACAUGAAGAAGCGCAUCUUUGCCGAGAACCGCAGGCUCAACAAGGGCUACACCUCCGUGGUCUUCAACAUGGCCGCCGCCAAGGUCAACCACUUGUUCGGGUUCAAGGUCCAGACCUGCGACGAGCGCAGUAAUAAGCGGUACUUUCUGGUCAACAGUUUCCCGCCUGCAGUCACACACGGCAUCGUGCGUGACUACGUCCUCCGUGGCAAGAUCGGCGGCUACCUUGCGCUCGCCGCCAUGUUCAUCCAUCUCUCGCCGCGCGACACCAUGCACGAGAACGAGCUGCAGAAGAACUUUGCCCUCAUGGGCAGGAGAGACUGGAAAUCCAUCUGCGAAACCAUGAUUGCUCCACUCGUCGCCCAGCACUACCUGGCCAAGUCUAAGGACGGCGAGAGCCUGUUGUACGCUAUCGGCCCGCGUCUCCGUCUCUUGCUCGGCGACGAUGACGAGGAGUGCGCCGCCUCGCUCAAGUCCUUCCUUGCCGUUGUUGAGGGCCGCACCGACGACGAGUCCGGCGACGGCGACGGCGACAGCGAUGGCGACGGCAACGGCGGCGCCAGUGCUUCCUCGCCGGCCGUCGACACACCAUCGCGCCGCCCAACACGCACAACACGUCCACAUGUGUAA
Molecule: messenger RNA, 1057 nt
Organism: Thecamonas trahens ATCC 50062
Lineage: Eukaryota; Apusomonadida; Apusomonadidae
Exons: 3
Coding region: 23-1057 (344 amino acids)
Source: RefSeq, a predicted model, not a curated record